GCCCGUCGGUCGGAGUGAUUCGAAAGCUCGAAUGAAAAGUACAGUGUCAGCUUCUUUCGGCUAAUCUCUGCCGUGGUCAGAACUUGGAAUAGAAGUUUGUGGCAAGUAUUACUGAGGCAGAAUAACAGAAGGAAGAACCCUUUUUUCCUGCUUGUAAUUGUACUGUCGCAAUUUUUUCUCAGUUGUGUUAUUGUAAGUUUCACCACCAUGUGGAGGUCACCACGAAUCUCUUGUAUCUUUGGUAGAUUGAAUCAGCUCAAAUUAACCAGUAACCUCAUGGACCAUGCCUUGUACUCUAACGUGGCUCAGCCUCUAGUCUCGACUGCUGCGGCAGAUUCCAUGUCCAUACAGUCACAGAUAAACCAUUCUCCUCAGCAGAAAACUGGAGAGACACAAAAGCAUCUUAUUGGGGAAAAUGUACCUAAAAGAGAUAAGAUCAAUUUUCUCACGACAACACUUCUCAAUCUCAAUGACAGUAAGGAGGCCGUUUAUGGUGCUCUGGAUGCCUGGGUUGCCUGGGAGAACAAGUUCCCCAUGGUUGCAUUGAAAAGGACGUUGAUUGCUCUUGAGAAGGAGCAGCAGUGGCAUAGAAUUGUGCAAGUAAUUAAAUGGAUGCUGAGCAAGGGGCAGGGGACCACAAUGGGAACAUAUGGUCAACUGAUUCGAGCUUUAGAUAUGGAUCACAGAGUUCAAGAAGCACACGAAUUCUGGGAGAAGAAAAUUGGCUGUCAUCUGCACUCAGUUCCUUGGCAAUUAUGCCAUCUCAUGAUAACAGUAUAUUACCGAAACAACAUGCUGGAGGAUCUUGUACGGCUUUUCAAGGAACUCGAAGCCUUUGACCGCAAGCCUAGGGAUAAAUCUAUCAUUCAGAAGGUGGCAAAUGCAUAUGAGAUGUUGGGCCGUGUACAAGAGAAAGACAGGGUACUGGAGAAAUAUAGCCACGUCUUCAAUGAGGAAAAAUCCAGAAAGCAGCGCUCUGAUAGAAAAAAGAUUUCGUUUUCUUCUGAGAAGGGACAGCACUAGUGGCCUCGUCUGACCAAGAGCAAUCAGAUAGUCUCAGCUGAUGAUUCGUUUGAGGAGUGGUAGACUAAAUGACUGAGGUAGAGCAGAGGUCCGUCCCUGAUUCCAGUUUGAUUUCGACAGAAAUGCAUUUAAGUUUGUUGAGACGGAUCUGAUUCCCAGUUUUUUCACGGUCUAUUGUAGCGUAUGAAGAAAGAUCCUGAGAGGGCUGUGCCUCUGUACCUUGGAGUGAAAUCUCAUGAUUAAGGGUGGAAUGUCACAAUUAUGAAAACGAGUGAAUUCUGAAGUUGUUGGAUGUGAGGUGCAACUUCUAAAUGAGGACAUAUUUUUGAAAAAGAAAAAUACAUUUCUUAUA
Neltuma alba is the source of this 1375-nucleotide messenger RNA. Its product is annotated as pentatricopeptide repeat-containing protein At4g18975, chloroplastic. The record is from RefSeq and is a predicted model, not a curated record. The transcript is spliced from 7 exons. Bases 208 to 1023 code for a protein of 271 amino acids. Lineage: Eukaryota; Viridiplantae; Streptophyta; Magnoliopsida; Fabales; Fabaceae. Gene Ontology annotation, molecular function: protein binding.